AUGGCCGCGAAGCAUCUGAUUAUCAAGAAAAUGAUCACCAACGGCAAAAAGGAUUUGCGUGUGUCGGGUUUGAGCGAGGUGCGCGACGAACACAUCGAAAUCUUACGAAAAUCCUACGUUCUGGACCUGUCGAGCAACGGCAUAUCCCAUUUGCCGCCGUCGUUCUCCACACUGAUCACCAUCAGGGCGAUGGACCUGGGCCAGAACAAGCUGACCGAAUUGCCCGACAACUUUGGCGAUCUGGUCAAGCUCAAGUAUUUAAAUUUGCGCCAGAACAAACUGGAACAUCUGCCUCAGAGCUUUCGCAACUUGAAACAACUUAUAUGGCUGAACUUACGAGAUAAUCCACUGUUACCGACUGUCGCGUUGAUCGCCGGACCUUGUCUGGAUCUCAGACAGUGUCUGAGGUGUGCCGAAAAUGUUGUCAAUCUAAUCGCAAAAUUCCAGUGGAAAAUUAAGUUGGAACUGGCCCAAAGGCACAGGCAUAAAUUGAAACAAUUGGAAAUGAUAAUACGGGAGAAACAACAUGACGAAGAGAAGGCAAAGAUAGGCAAUCAAGUUGCAGUUCCUCAGGAAACGAGGAGUUUUAUUUGGAUAUUUCUAAAUUACAUUAAUAGCAUUGCUAUUGUAGCCAGUGUUUUACUGAGCAAGAUACGGGGGAUAUAUUAUUCUAUGGUAACGAAAUUAUGUAAUUCAAUAAUAUGGCACUAUUAA
Messenger RNA from Aethina tumida (small hive beetle), 714 nucleotides. RefSeq names its product leucine-rich repeat-containing protein 59-like. Bases 1 to 714 code for a protein of 237 amino acids. Gene Ontology annotation, molecular function: protein binding. NCBI's taxonomy places the organism in Eukaryota, Metazoa, Arthropoda, Insecta, Coleoptera, Nitidulidae. The record is from RefSeq and is a predicted model, not a curated record. The transcript has a single exon.